GUGCCGCGAUUGUUGCGCUGCAGUCUGUUAAAGUGCGUGAUUUCGUGAAAGCUGAUCCGUUUUGUUUUUUGCUGUCUAUCUAAUUUUAGCUCCUAAUCGUGUGAGACUGUUGUCAUACGCGACUCUUACGGAAUAGUAGCGACUAGGCUGUUAAAGGAGUGAGUAUCACCGCAGGAAUCUUCUCCUUUAGCGGCUGCAUCAGCCUCUCUGCGUCCCUGUUAGCUCUCUGGAGCUAGCAAAUUUUAGCUGCUGCCUGUUGUUGUUGUUGUUAUUGUCGCGUGAAUCUGAUGGGGUUGUGCAGGAAUAUGCCUUUAACUCAAAGUCAUAACAGCUCGGAAUAAGUCGACAGAGUCAAAGAUUAAACACCAGCAGGUUGUUAGCUCGCAAACUAGCCUCUUAACUUAGCCGAGCGAGCAAGCUAGCUACCCGGAUUGUCUUUCACAAAAGGGCACCGCGUUGAACAACAAGACUUUGUUAUCCGACAUAACGCUGGCUUUUUUUUACUCAUUUUAUAUAUAUAUAUAUAUUCUGUUGCUUGGGCUUUAUACACGAGGAAGCAUUACAACAGUGCAGAAUGAAUGGGUUCAGCACAGAGGAGGACAGCCACGACGGACCUCCGGCGCCGCCGUUUUACGGGCAGAGCUGCUGCCUGAUCGAGGACGGUGAGCGCUGCGGCCGCUCCGCUGGAAACGCCUCCUUCAGCAAGAGGAUUCAGAAGAGCAUAUCACAGAAGAAGCUCAAGCUGGACAUUGACAAGAGUGUGCGACACCUCUACAUCUGCGACUUCCACAAGAACUUCAUCCAGAGCGUCCGCAAUAAGAGGAAGAGGAAGACCAGUGACGAUGGAGGAGAGUCUCCGGAUCAUGACGUGGAGGUGCCCGAGGUUGACCUUUUCCAGCUGCAAGUGAACACGUUGAGACGCUACAAGCGGCACUACAAGCUGCAGACCAGACCUGGCCUCAACAAGGCCCAGCUGGCAGAGACGGUGAGUCGUCACUUCAGAAAUAUUCCGGUAAACGAGAAGGAAACACUGACCUACUUUAUUUACAUGGUGAAGAGCAGCAAGAGCCGCUUGGACCAGAAAGGAGACGGCGGCAAACCACUGGACUAAACUUCCCAACAACCACCACGGCAGUAGCUACAACAGAAUACCACAAUAAUCCACAAUCACAGUGACAAAACAGCACCAUCUACAGCAACAGCAACCAGAAGCAGCUCCUCCCGCAACCCCGUCACCGUCCCGCUCCUCUGCAACACCAGAACCUACACUCUGGUUGUCCUCGGAAGGAUACCGAACGGAAAAAUCGGUGAGAAUUCAGGUUGGGACGAGUUUACUCAGUCGCUGAGCAUGUAGUCACAAUCUUCUUCUUCCUGUCCUCCACAACAAAGCCAGGUCCCGAAAGACUGUCAAGGACCAGGACUCACUCCGCAGGGUUUUUACGUCGUCAUGCUGUAAACGUAACUGUUGAUAUGUACAAAAAAGAACAGCGUACUUGGUUAAAUGCAAUGUACAAUAUAGCUGCCUUAAGAGUAAAAACAACUUUUUUGGUAAUUUUGUUUUUUCUUUGCCGAGUUGACUGUUAACAUGUUCACCGCGGGGAAUGCAUGUGCCAAACUGGUAAUGAAUGCUGAGUGAGUUUUCUUUUUUUUUCCUUUGCUUCUGUUAUGAAUGAAUGAAUUGGAAAGGGGGCGCUGCCUUUGCUGACGUCUCGUUUGUCAGCACUCUUUGACAAGCUCAGUUUUCUCCUUUUUUAAAAACUAAAAGUGGCACAAAAUUCCCAUAUACAUAUAUAUCUAUAUAUAGAGAGGGAGAGAGGAAGAAAUCCAAAUUCUCAGUAAUUCUCGCCCCGUCGCCCCUUUUCCAGCUGGAUGUGAUGCAUGUAAAAGAGUGGUGGUGGUGAAUGAUGUAGCAUUUGGCUAUGAAGCACACUUUCCCUUCUUGCUUGCUGUUUUAUGUACACACAAACACACACAUACAGAUUUAUUUUCUCAUUGCAUUGCAGGUGUUGGUAGCUACUUUCAUUUUUGUUUUUCUUUGUAAUCCUUUUUCUUUAGUUCAGCCUUAACAAGUUGUAUAAAGUUGUGUCUGUUUAUGAUUUUUAGAUUUCUCUUUUUUUUCUUUUUUUUUUCUUGUGUGUGUCUGUGUGAUAGAGGGGUGUAAGAGUAAUUAUUAGUGUUACAUUUUAAUAUUUAAGAGCAGUGUUUAUCGUGGACAACAUCUCAACUCUUUUGAUUUGAUACUUACGACACCUUUUCAACUUUAGUGAAAGUUGGCUAAUGAAGUCUUAGAGAAGUUUUACAUUUGUAUGCCCAAUUUAAAUAAUCCAGCUACUUCACAUACGUCCCCAGAAUGUCAUUAAAUCUGACAUCAAUCUCAAAUUGGCACCAAAAGUGGCAUCACAGCACAGCUGGGUUUGUUUUGUUUGCGUUCUCUUUUUUUCACACAGAUUGAGUUCACCUUCACUCUUUAAAGAUGCAGUGUGUAGAAUUUAGUGGCAUCUGUGGAGUAAUAUUCAUCAAGUAUGUUUUUAAUGAGUGUAUAAUCUCCUAAAAAUAAAAAUGAUUGUGUUCAUUAGCUUAAAAUGCCCUUUUUAUCCACAUAACUCCCAGUGUUGUACCGCCAAGUUUCUACAGUAGCCCAGAGUGGACAACCAAAUACCGGCUGUAGUUCUCCAACCAGUUUAGGAAAGGAGGGGGAAGAGUAUUCAGUUGAUUCAAUCUACAACCUCACCACUAGAUGUCACUAAAUCCCACAAACUGCACCUUUUUAAAUUAUUUACAUUUGUUUGUAAAUAUUGAAGUGCAGUGAUUUCCUUUUGUCAUUUAUUAAUUGAUCUGUAAUUAAGAGUGAUUUACGGUCUAAUCAGUGAAAUGUGUGAAUUGACUGCAACUCCCAUAGCCCAAGGUGAAGUCCACUAACAACUUAUUUUAUCUGACUAAUGGUUUUCAGUUUACUGUGAUGUGAAACCGAGAAAACAGAAGUGAAGAUAUCUCUUUGAUUGGGUCUUUUUUAUAUUUCAGUGUUAAGCCACGAGCUGUAGCCCUUUGUUUUGACAGGUAGCCACCAGCAACCGCUCUUACUUAUGAAACAUGUAAUAUGAUUAAUCCAACACUGCUGAAAAAUGUACACGUUUAUUUAAAUUCUUAAUGCACUGCCAGGAAAAACUGUUGGUUUUCAAAACCAUGCUCCUCUUCAACUCCAACUCUGUGUUUUUGUUUUUUUUUAUGGUGGUGACUACAUAGAUUGUAGGUUGCACACAGUUUGGGGUUUUUGUUGGGAUGUUUUUGUUUUUAAUCUCUGCAUCUUCUUUCACACGCUGUAUUUAAGUUUGUCCGCCACACUGAGUUUGUCUUGACAGGGUUUUUUUUUUCUUUAUAUUGUCUGACAUAUUUUCAGUUUUGCUUGUAGGUUUCUUAGUGUCAUGUAGAUAACACCCAUCUUUAUUAACACAUAGGCCAUGCCACAUUAACCUAAUUGUUGCAUUAGAAAAUACAUAUUUAAAUAUGGCUGCUUAUUGCUCCUAAUAAGAAUAAAAAUAAUAAUAAAUGUAUUGU
Scomber japonicus (chub mackerel) is the source of this 3555-nucleotide messenger RNA. RefSeq names its product histone deacetylase complex subunit SAP30L. Gene Ontology annotation, biological process: regulation of DNA-templated transcription. Gene Ontology annotation, molecular function: protein binding; transcription coregulator activity. The transcript is spliced from 4 exons. Gene Ontology annotation, cellular component: histone deacetylase complex. The record is from RefSeq and is a predicted model, not a curated record. The coding region runs from base 575 to 1111 and encodes 178 amino acids. Lineage: Eukaryota; Metazoa; Chordata; Actinopteri; Scombriformes; Scombridae.